This is a messenger RNA of Paramormyrops kingsleyae, 2913 nucleotides long. The record is from RefSeq and is a predicted model, not a curated record. NCBI's taxonomy places the organism in Eukaryota, Metazoa, Chordata, Actinopteri, Osteoglossiformes, Mormyridae.
GAAAGAGGAACCUGCCUUGACUGUGGGUGCAGAGGAAAGGAUUGUCUGAGAGUAUAAAAGUCAAGCAUUGUCACAUAGAUGGCGCACAUCCUAUGACCUGAGAGCUUGUAAUGCCGUGAUAAGAUCUGGUGGAGCAAGUUGCCAAUAAUAAAUUUCCUUCUUACUGUCUCCUAGACUGCUUCAGGCGUAUUUUCAUAGGAAUAAGUCACCUUGUGUCUGACAGGGAGUCACUCUGAGUGUGAGCAGCACCUACUACGAAACAUGAGGACUCUGCUGAUUCUCCUGCUGCUUUGCUGGGUCAGUUCCGCAGCAGAUGGGCUGAAAUGCUAUUCGUGCAUGGCCACGGAUAACAAUGUCUGUAACAAGAACCCGGUCACCUGCCAGGCGCAUCACGACACCUGCAUGAGCACCAUGGAGGGGACCGGAAAUCCCAAGAACAUACUCAAGCUUUGCACCACCUCUGCUGUCUGUGCAACAGCAGCCUCCGCAGCCUCCGCAGCCUCCAUGAUCCAGGCAGUAACCAACCUUGAGCCGCCCAUAGUCACCUGCUGCAAGACUGAUCUGUGUAACUUCAGCGGAGCCACGACUGCCCGUCUGCACACGCUGCUUCUGGUCCUGCCGCUGUGUGUCAUCUCUGCCCUCUGCUAUGUCAGCGCUUGACAUAUCCAUUCCCCUUAUGGUGAUACACUGUGUCAGUCAGCUUACGGUUCCAUCCCAUCCUCAAUAAAAAUGUGUACUUUCCUGCUGCGUCACAAGUGAAAAUGGCUCCCCUUCUGGCUCCUCUGUAAUUGAUACAUGAUGCUGACAUAAAUUGGUUUUAAAAUAUGUCGAGGAUAAUGAUGAUUACAAAAUCAAAGACGGCAUUACUGAAAUUUGUCAAGGACACUACUGAAUAUCGUCCCUUGUCUGUAAUUACAGUUUUUCUCGAUUGCUUUGGAGCAUUUCUUAAACGACAAUUAACAUUUGCAAAACGAGUGUAAUGCCCACACCAAAAUGUCACUUGUGCCCAGCAGAACAUCAUUUCUCACUGCUUCACACAAAUUCCCAAAUGGUUUCCAUGUAUGGCGUUAAGAACUUCAAUGUGAGACUUUAAGAGUGUUUAAUUAACAAUGGAGCUCGGAAAGGCAGAUGGAAGAUUUUUGGACAGUGAGGGUUUGGCUGGUCCUCACAUUGUGUGGAGCAGUUAGUGCGGAAACCACAGUGUAGGGGGGGUUAGGGUUAGGGUUAGGGUUAGGGUUUCACCCUUCAGGUGUCAGGGUUCUUGGUUGAGCGUUUGUUCAGGGUGUUUGUUGUUUAUCACACCCAAAGUUAUUCUGUACCCAGGCAUUGUGUCUCUAUUUGAUGUGGAUACAUGGUUCAUUCCUUAUGUCAGUAGGAAUAAAACUUAAGUGGACAUCUUGGAACUGCAGAAGCAUUGAAGUCUUCUGGGAGGAGGUACAGAAGGCAAUGGGGAGCAGUGACGGACCUUAGUCUGCUAAAUGCAAAAAGAACAAUCGCAAUGUCAUGGAAAAAUACAAAUGGACCUAAGAUUUCCCAAUGGACCGAGUGUGGUAGAAAUUUUGCUGAAGUCGAUUUAAGAGUCACAAAACUUUAUUACCGCAAAGCUUUGGGGAGCGGGCACUCAGCAGUGUUUCAUGCGUCUCGUGGUCUGCCCCCGAACAACAUGUGCAUACAUCUUUUAUAGCAAAAAGUGCGACAGUUUAUAAACAGUUUAAGGAGGGGUCAGAUAUUUGUGGUCACCAACCACUUCUGCUUAUAGGGGUCCAUUAUUGGUUCAACCUAUUUUCAAUUAUCCUUGUGGUUUGACUAUCCUAUUUAAACAAGUUGUUUUCAGUUACUCUCUUCAUCUUACCUCCCAUAUAUUCCCUUGUGCUAUUGUCCACUUAUCCUUGACCUAUGACAUCAGUACAGAUAUUUCUAAUAUUGGUUUCUGCAGCAGCUUAACUUCUCUGAUCAGGUCUGCACCUUUAUCCGGUCCUUUUGCAGAAUAAACCAUCACAUGUUAGUUCCUUAUAAAAUGCUUGUUAUUCGGAAGUGAAAACUUGUUACUGAAGCAAGUUUGCAUUAUUGCAUUACAUGUUUAGUAUAGAUUACAUAUACAUCCUAAGAUGCUUCUUGCCUUCAUCCACCUUGAGUGAAUGUAGCCUUGGCUGGGAGGGGUUGAUGUCAUCAGGUGGUACCCAUCGUUCAUUGGGUGUUUCGACCCUUAUCCACAACACCCUCCGGAUGGUGGGUCGAGAGUGGUGGCCAAGUCACUGCCCAUCAUCCCCUCCUGGCUUCCAGCUUACCUCCCCUCUCCUGCUCCAUAACCAGCAAGAGGCCCUUUCUGCCGCCUCCCCCAUUCUGCGAGCUGCUGCCCUUCUGUUCUUCCCUGUCAUCCCCAUGGCUGUGAGCAUUCUCCAUACUGACUGCGCAGGGAAUCCUCUACAGCCGACCUCAACAGGGAACAGCCAUGCCUGCCAUCCCUUUCCCCUGCAGUCCUGCAGAAGGUCUUGCUAUUUGGUGCUCUUCCAUUCAAAGGCCUGUUCAUAUCCCUCUUCCCAUGGGACCUUAAGUUCUAUGAGGAUGAUCUUUUUUGCCCCUCUAGACCACAGUACCACCGCCUCAGGGUUGUCUGGACAAUCUGGCGGAACUGCAGCCUUCCUUCCUGUCAUGAGCACCUUGUCGUGGUGCCACCUGUACCUUCCUUGGGUGAGUGCUGUUUUACACCCGGACAGGAUGUGCGCCAUGGUGCCUCUCUCCCCACACAGCUUGCACAAUGGGUCCUCUCUCAUGCCCCACUUGUGCAAGUUUGUUGGGAUUGGGAGUGUGUCGUACACCGACCUCAGCAGGAGGGAGAUUUUUUUUUUCAUUUGGUUUGACUAUUAAUGUUUUGUAAAAGUAUGAAAACAAUAAAAAUAUUGUUAUAAAAAA